This is a messenger RNA of Pelodiscus sinensis (Chinese soft-shelled turtle), 697 nucleotides long. NCBI's taxonomy places the organism in Eukaryota, Metazoa, Chordata, Testudines, Trionychidae. The record is from RefSeq and is a predicted model, not a curated record.
AUGGCAGGAACCCUGCAGGCGCGGAUGAGCGAGCUGGAGCAGCAGGUGCUGGAGCUGGAGCAGGAGAACCAGAAGCUCCUGCUCGAAAACCAGCUGCUGCGGGAGAAGAGCCAAGGCCUCACGGUGCAGAACCAGGAACUGCGCGCCCGCUUAGGGCUAGAUGCACUGGAGACACCAGGCAAAGUGCCCAAGAUUGUGAUGGAAUCACAGGUGGAUGAAAUCAGGAUGGUGACCGGGUCCGCUGAGUCCGCAGCACUCAGACUACGUGUUCCUCUGCAGAAGGUGCAGGCCCAGCAGUCACCCCUCCUGACGCUCUCCACAUGGAUUCUGAUAGCAAUGACUCUUCAGACUCUGAGUCUGAUCUACUGUUGGGCAUUCUGGACAGCCUGGACCCAGACAUGUUCCUCCGGUACAGUAAUUCAGAGUCAGCGUGCUUGGAAGAGCUGGAGGAAGAGAUCUGUGGAAAAGAAUCAGAUUCCUUACCAGCCUCCCCCACUCCCUCUCUGGGGUCCUCAUCAGCCAAGUUGGAGGCCAUUAAUGAACUGAUCCGGUUUGACCAUGUGUACACCAAGCCCCUAAUCUUUGAGAUCCCUGCUAAAAUGGGCAGCCACACUGAUAUGCUAGCGAAAAUAGAAGAAGCAUCGCUCUCUCCCUCAGAAGACAAGGACCUUUCUCAGGCCUCAGUCUCAGUUAAAAA